ACCGUUCAAGAAUAAAUGUUAACGGGUGCUUGAAAAGGUCACACUCGGUUGCUCUCCCCUUGCUUGGCUCUCUGCAUUGACAGCCCUCGCUUCAGACGACCAAUGGACGCCUUCAUGGCCCUUAUUUGCCCUAAUUCCCCUUCCGUUUGGGAUGGAAAUCGAACGUCCGAGUGUUUCGAUAACAUGGUUUUAGGUUUCGGAGUGAAUGCUGCUACUCUUGUUAUGAUUUUUGUGGUUGGAAUUACUCAGAGGAGUGCCGGACGAAGUUGGACGAUUGCUCAGGUAAACAUGCAAGAAAAAUUUUUCUUGCAUUAUUUUCCUGCCAUUGGAGCUUGUUUGUCAUUUUUGGAUCUGGCUUUACUUUUAAACAAAGCACUGCAUGGAGACUUUAUUGUUCAUCACAAGUGGUUUCUCAGAUGCUCUCAGUUUGCUGUCUGGACAACUAUCUUAUUCUUCUCAAUGUCUGCCAACUAUCGGUCCAUAUUUUGCAACUUCAUCCUAUGCUUCUGGUGGAUAGUGAGGCCACUAUUGGGCAUCUUUAAUCUUCUAGCAACAUGUUCUUCAUUUGAGACUUUGAGAUGUCUUAAAGAGAGCAGUAUCGUUUUGUUGGAUAUUGUCUUUGGCAUAUCCAUUAACAUUAUCAGAAUAAAGCGGUCGCCUUCCAAGAGCAGUUCAUUAGAAGAGUCGCUUCUUUCCACUGACAUGGACCUUGAGGAAGGUUGCCUAAAGAAUUCUGGAAACACACAGAGCUAUUGGGAUCUUAUGACAUUCAAAUCUAUCACUUCUGUGAUGAAUUGCGGUGCGGAAAAGCAGCUGGACUUUGAAGAUUUGCUUCAGUUCCCUGCUGAUAUGGACCCAUCUUCUUGUCAUAAUGCAUUGCUAAGCAGUUGGCAAGAUCAGCAGAUUAGGAAUAUAUCUAAUCCAUCCUUGUUUAGAGCAAUCUGUUGUGCAUAUGGGUGGCCAUAUGUUCGCCUAGGUUUUUUAAAGGUGUUUAAUGAUUGUAUUGGUUUUGCUGGACCGUUGCUUCUCAAUAAGCUGAUUCGAUUUCUUCAACAAGGUUCUGGGAAUUUGGAUGGCUAUGUUCUUGCUAUGUCCUUGGGGCUGACAUCUGUCCUUAAAUCCUUUUUUGACACGCAAUACACUUUCCAUCUUUCCAAUCUGAAGCUAAAGAUGAGAUCCAUUAUUAUGAUUGUUAUCUACCGAAAGUGUCUAUGCAUCAGCCUAGCAGAGCGAUCAAAAUUUUCUGAGGGGGAAAUUCAGACAUUCAUGUCAAUAGACGCUGACAGAACUGUCAACUUGUGUAACAGUUUCCAUGACUUGUGGAGCUUGCCUUUGCAAAUAGGAGUGGCUUUGUGUCUUUUGUAUACGCAAGUGAGAUUCGCUUUUGUCUCAGGAAUUGCAAUAACCAUCUUAUUGAUACCAGUCAAUAAAUGGAUCUCUAAAUUGAUUGCGAGUGCUACUGAAAAAAUGAUGAAGCAAAAGGAUGAGAGGAUAAGGAAGACAGGUGAAGUUUUGACAUAUAUUCGCACAUUGAAGAUGUAUGGCUGGGAGCUGCUUUUUUCUAGCCGGUUGAUGGAUACAAGAUCUUCAGAAGUGAAACACCUAACUACGCGGAAGUACUUGGAUGCAUGGUGUGUAUUCUUUUGGGCCACAACACCCACUCUUUUCUCACUGUUCACAUUCGGACUCUUUACACUCAUGGGGCAUCCACUUGAUGCUGCAACGGUCUUCACCUGUCUUGCUCUGUUUAAUACGUUGAUCUCUCCUCUAAAUUCAUUCCCAUGGGUCAUUAAUGGACUCAUUGAUGCAAUUAUAUCUACCAGGCGGUUGAGCAGGUUCCUCUCUUGCUCUGAGUUCAAACCUGGGUUGGAACAGACAGCAGAUUCACCUUCACCAAGUUUUCUGAAUGAACAGUCUGAAGCUACUUCUAAAGAUGCGGCUAUUGCUAUGCGUGAUGCAUGUUGUGCUUGGUCAAGUAGUGAUGAAAAAGAAUGGAAUAUGGUGUUGAAUCAUGUGACUCUAAACCUCCCGAAGGGUUGCUUUGUUGCAGUUAUUGGAGAGGUUGGUUCUGGUAAAUCAUCCUUAUUAAAUUCGAUUUUGGGAGAGAUGCGGCUGCUUCAUGGAUCAAUACAGUCAAUUGGAUCUAUAGCAUAUGUACCACAGGUACCAUGGAUUCUAUCUGGAACUAUACGUGAUAAUAUUUUGUUUGGAGAGAAUUAUGAUCCUAGAAGAUACUCAGAUACUUUAAAGGCAUGCACACUGGAUGUUGAUGUUUCAUUAAUGGUUGGAGGAGACAUGGCUUAUAUUGGAGAAAAAGGAGUCAACAUAUCAGGUGGACAGAGAGCUCGUCUUGCUUUGGCCAGGGCUAUUUAUCAUGGCUCCAAUAUUUUUAUGCUUGAUGACAUCCUCAGUGCCGUCGAUGCUCAGGUUGCUCAAUGGAUUUUAAAUAAUGCUAUCUUGGGUCCUCUUAUGAAGCAACAUACGCGUGUACUUUGUACCCAUAAUGUUCAGGCAAUAUCAUCUGCGGAUUUGGUUGUUGAAAUGGAAAAAGGACAUGUGAAGUGGGUGGGAAGUUCAGCUGACUUGUCUGUCUCUUCAUAUUCAGCAUUCUCUCCGCUAAAUGAAUGCAACACAUAUUUGCACAUUCAACAAGAAGGCAGCAUGGCUACAAACAAUGAAAUUGAACAAGAUCUCCUCCUUGAAAAAGAUGCCACCCAUGUUUCAGAGGAAGCACAAAAGAUCAUUGAAACUGAGCUACGAAAAGAGGGCAGUGUUGAACUUGAUGUAUACAAGAAUUAUGCUGCAUUUUCUGGUUGGCUUAUUACUGUUGUAAUAUGCUUGUCAGCAAUUUUAAUGCAAGCUUCUCGUAAUGGAAAUGAUCUAUGGCUGUCAUUUUGGGUUGAUACAAAGACAGGAAGUAGUCAGACAGAAUACUCAACCUCGUUUUAUCUGGUCAUACUCUUCAUCUUUUCUAUGAUAAAUUCCUUUCUUACAUUGGUGAGGGCAUUCUCAUUUGCAUUUGGGGGCUUACAAGCUGCAGUGAAGGUGCAUGACACACUGCUUUAUACGCUUAUCAAUGCGCCUGUCCAAUUCUUUGAUCAGACACCCGGCGGAAGGAUACUCAACAGGUUCUCUUCUGAUCUCUACACAAUUGAUGACUCCCUUCCAUUCAUUCUCAAUAUUCUCCUAGCCAAUUUUGUUGGCCUGCUGGGAAUUGCUAUAGUUUUGUCAUAUGUACAGGUUCUCUUCUUGCUCUUGCUGUUGCCAUUUUGGUAUAUCUACAGCAAGCUUCAGUUUUUCUACAGGUCCACAUCACGGGAACUGCGAAGGCUGGACAGUGUUUCUCGAUCUCCCAUAUAUGCAUCCUUCACAGAGACACUUGAUGGGUCGUCAACUAUAAGGGGAUUCAAGUCUGAGGACUUUUUCUUGGCCACCUUCACUCGACAUGUUGCCUUGUAUCAGCAAACUUCUUACACAGAAUUGACAGCAAGUUUGUGGCUUUCUCUACGGCUUCAGUUGUUAGCAGCAGUUAUCAUCUCAUUUAUUGCCCUGAUGGCUGUUAUUGGAUCUCAUGGUGGUUUACCUGUUAGUUUGGGCACCCCAGGGCUGGUAGGACUGGCUCUCUCCUAUGCAGCUCCAAUAGUGUCUUUGUUGGGGAGCUUUUUAACAAGUUUUACUGAAACAGAGAAGGAAAUGGUUUCUGUUGAAAGAACUCUUCAGUAUAUGGAUAUUCCUCAAGAAGAACUGCAUGGAUCCCAAUCUCUCAAUCCGGAUUGGCCGUGUCGAGGACUGAUUGAAUUUAAAAAGGUUACUUUGAGAUACAUGCCAUCUUUGCCUGCUGCACUUUGUGAUAUUACUUUUACAAUUGGGGAAGGGAUGCAGGUUGGAAUCAUUGGCAGAACAGGUGCUGGAAAAUCCAGUGUCUUGAAUGCCCUUUUCCGCCUUACUCCAAUAUGUGGUGGAUGUAUUCUGGUGGAUGGAAUAAACAUAGCUGAUGUUCCUGUUAGAGACCUCCGUUCACAUUUCUCUGUUGUUCCUCAGAGUCCAUUCUUAUUUGACGGAUCAAUAAGGGAUAAUCUAGAUCCAUUCCGGGUGAACGAAGACUUCAAAAUUUGGAAGGUUUUGGAGAAAUGCCAUGUCAAGGAUGAAGUAGAAGCAGCGGGAGGGCUAGAUGUUUGCAUGAAGGAAUCUGGGAUGUCCUUUUCUGUUGGGCAACGGCAGCUGCUUUGCCUUGCUCGUGCACUUCUCAAGUCUACAAAGGUAUUGUGUUUGGAUGAGUGCACGGCUAAUGUUGACGCUCAAACAGCAUCAGCAAUACAAAAUGCGAUGUCCACUGAAUGCAGAGGCGUGACAGUGAUUACAAUUGCCCACCGCAUUUCAAUGGUUGUGAACGUGGACAACAUUCUGAUUCUUGACAAUGGGAACCUGGUCGAACAGGGUAACCCCCAGGCUCUACUACAAGACGAGUUCUCCAGAUUUUCAAGUUUUGCUAAGGCUUCUACAAUGUGAGUAAUACAGAAGCACUGCUGCACUCGGUGUUGACAAUAUGCACCUUGAGAUAUACAACGCAGAUCAGAUCUGUAAUCAUAACUUAGGUAAAUUAUCAAGGGAUUUCCAAUCCCUUUUCAUUUGCAACCUGGAAUAGGCAACCACAUUGUUGAAAUUUAGGAUAUCACGUCUUUAGCUGGUCUACUUCUUGCAGAACUUGUACCUGAAACUAAGCGUAACUUGUUGACAAUUAUAUUAAAUUUCUAUAACGUGCUAAAUCAUUUCAAUUGUGACCGUUAGAAGCUUA
Carya illinoinensis is the source of this 4795-nucleotide messenger RNA. RefSeq names its product ABC transporter C family member 13. The coding region runs from base 103 to 4509 and encodes 1468 amino acids. The record is from RefSeq and is a predicted model, not a curated record. The transcript is spliced from 36 exons. Gene Ontology annotation, biological process: transmembrane transport. Gene Ontology annotation, molecular function: ATP binding; ABC-type transporter activity; ATP hydrolysis activity. Gene Ontology annotation, cellular component: membrane. NCBI's taxonomy places the organism in Eukaryota, Viridiplantae, Streptophyta, Magnoliopsida, Fagales, Juglandaceae.